AUGAAAAAAUAUUGGGACAUGAUAUAUAACGAAAUGAAAAAACUAUUUAAAUACACUUUCCCAAAGAAACCAGAAGCAUUUUUGCUAGGGAAAACAGGGGAUGAAUUAAAAAAGAAAGAUUGCAAACUAUUCAUGUACGCAACAACCGCCGCUAGAAUCUUACUGUCUCAGAAAUGGAAAUCCCAAGAAAUCCCAACUUUAAUGGAGUGGCAGACAAAAAUGUUUGAUUCCAUAGAUUUGGUGAAAUUGACUUAUAAGAUUCGGAACCAAAAAGAAGCAAAGUUCGAAAAGGAUUGGAAUAAAUUUGUUGAAUAUAUACGGAGUAAUUGUAAGAAUUUAAAAACUGUAGCAGGAUUAAUGUAA
Podarcis lilfordi (Lilford's wall lizard) is the source of this 363-nucleotide messenger RNA. The record is from the annotation of a GenBank genome assembly. NCBI's taxonomy places the organism in Eukaryota, Metazoa, Chordata, Lepidosauria, Squamata, Lacertidae.